Messenger RNA from Clarias gariepinus (North African catfish), 2265 nucleotides. RefSeq names its product Rh family, C glycoprotein a (gene rhcga). Gene Ontology annotation, biological process: ammonium homeostasis; ammonium transmembrane transport. Bases 39 to 1502 code for a protein of 487 amino acids. NCBI's taxonomy places the organism in Eukaryota, Metazoa, Chordata, Actinopteri, Siluriformes, Clariidae. The record is from RefSeq and is a predicted model, not a curated record. Gene Ontology annotation, molecular function: ammonium channel activity. The transcript has 11 exons. Gene Ontology annotation, cellular component: plasma membrane.
GAAAGGUGUCCUGUUUUUGGAUAACAAUUACAGUCACAAUGGGAAACAUUUGCCAAAGUUUCUGGAACUAUCCUAAAAACCCUGAUAUCAGGAUCAGCCUGCCGGCUGUUUGCUUCAUUUGGCAAAUUGCCAUGAUUAUUUUGUUUGGGGUCUUUGUGCGUUAUGAUCAUGAGUCUGAUGGACACUGGACUGAUUACAGAAAGGAGCAUAAUAUCUCAAGUAAUAUUGAAAAUGAUUUCUACUACAGAUAUCCCAGUUUCCAAGAUGUGCAUGUCAUGAUCUUUGUGGGUUUUGGUUUCCUCAUGACGUUUUUGAAGCGCUACAGCUUCGGUGGAGUGGGCUUCAACUUCCUUAUUGGUGCUUUUGGGCUGCAGUGGGCCCUGCUGAUGCAAGGCUGGUUUCACUCACUGGACCCCGCAGAUGGCAAGAUUAAGAUUGGAAUAGAAAAUCUCAUUAAUGCUGACUUCUGUGUGGCGGGGUGCCUAAUCGCAUAUGGAGCUUGUCUGGGAAAAGUCAGUCCUGUACAGCUGAUGGUGUUAACUCUUUUUGGCAUCACCUUAUAUGCAGUAGAAGAAUACAUCAUCCUCAGUCUUCUGCAUGCCAGAGAUUCAGGUGGCUCUAUGGUCAUUCAUGCAUUUGGAGGAUAUUACGGUCUGACAAUUUCGUGGAUGCUCUAUCGACCAAAUUUAAACCAGAGCAAACGUCUCAAUGGAUCUGUCUACCAUUCUGAUGUCUUUGCUAUGAUUGGCACUCUUUUUCUCUGGAUGUACUGGCCCAGUUUUAACUCUGCCAUUGCAUAUCAUGGAGAUGGGCAACACCGAGCUGCCAUCAACACAUACCUGGCCUUGGCAGCCAGCGUGCUAACUACCUUUGCCAUAUCCAGCCUUUCUGCCAAGAAGGGCAAAUUAGACAUGGUUCAUGUCCAGAAUGCCACCCUGGCAGGAGGAGUUGCAAUGGGAACUGCAGCUGAAUUUCUGAUCACACCAUAUGGAUCACUUAUAGUUGGCUUCCUCUGUGGGAUCAUCUCUACCUUUGGCUACCUAGUGGUGACGCCGUUCCUUGAAAAACGACUAAAGAUCCAGGAUACUUGCGGAGUACACAAUCUACAUGCUGUACCCGGUGUCCUUGGAGGAGUUGUAGGUGCCAUUACAGCUGCUACUGCCCGCGAGUCUGUGUAUUCAUAUGAUGGAUUGGUCAACACAUUUGGAUUUACUGGUGAUUUAGCAACAAGGUCUCCACAAACACAGGGAGGCUAUCAGGCUGCUGGUCUUUGCGUGGCUAUCGCCUUUGGACUUGUAGGUGGAGCAAUAGUGGGAUUUAUUCUAAAACUGCCUAUAUGGGGAGACCCAGCUGAUGAUAACUGCUUUGAUGAUGAAGUAUACUGGGAGAUACCUGAAGAUGAAGAAAGUAUCCCGCCAAUCCUGGAAUACAACAACCAUGUUGCUAACAAGCACCCAGACACAUGUAUGUCGGAGUCCAACUUCACAAUAGAGCAGAGCUAAGCAGAUCUGGAAAACUAUACAGACAUAACGAAUAUGAGAUCAGUGAAUGAAACCAGUUGGAUGAGGUCUUGACAACCAGGAAAUCUGAGACACAAUAGCAUUUUGCUAGAUCUAACAGUCAAACCAGUUCAUCUGAAAAACUGUUAGCAGUACAAGGUGAUCUGUAAAAAUAAUUGUAUAAUAAAAAUUUUGCUGAAUGUAUGUAUGAAUGUAUUUAUGUAUUAUUUACAUAUGUAUACGAAUGUAGACACGUAAUACAAAAAUUGUACAUACUACAAAAUGGUUGCUCAUUGACAUGCAGGUUUUCCAUCGGACAAGUAGCAUAUUUGCUUUGUGGUUUUUUUUUUUGGUUUUAUUUGCUCUCCAGAAUGUUGUGGCUGAGGCCUCCUUUUUGUUUAAUAUUUAUUCAGAUUUUGGAGGUCAUUGUAUUUUUAGUUUUGUAAACUUGUAGUAUGCAGGCAUUAUAAUUAUCUGCCGGCAUUAAAGUAAACAUGAGUAAUCAUGCAUUUUGCUUUUGUAGCCCUUCAUGCACAAUAAUCAGUCCUAAAACGCACAUUUGUGCAGAGAAAUUGCACAUUUGUUUCAGAAGUAAUUUCUUAACCUGUGAUAUUGUAAAUAGAUUUCAUAUUUCAGAUACACUACUAGUCAGAACUGUAAACGCACUUUUUAAUUUCAUGUUCUUUAAUGAUUUUUAUUUCUAUCUACAUUGUAAAACAAUGCUGGAGGCAUCCAAAAUAUGCAAUAAACUCUUUUGAACAAUUGA